CGUUGGUGGAGAAGAGAAGUCAAGGGGGGCCACCAGUGUUGCACAUCGCAUUGCUGCACAACCCCACGCACUAUAAUCCAACACUUUCCCCCGCAAUUCAAUCAGACGACUACUAUUAUUUUGGUCUUCUUUCCGACGGCGAGCUUAACAAUGCGACACGAUAGUCAGGCACUGGACUUUUUAAUUUGUUUCUAUUAAGUUAACUUUUAUUCUCUCCCAACUACGUAAGAAGUACGUAGAACAUCACCCAUCAGCCGGAAAGAGUCCGUUUCAAGAGUAAAUAGCUGCGAGAUGAGUCGAUUGCAGAAGCAGCACCAGCACCAGAGCGACAUUGUGUCGUCAACGAGUACGAGCUCCAAUAAGUCGCGUCGCAAGAACAACCAGCAGAACGCUGAGGCCAGGGAGGAGGAGGAGGAGGAUCAGAUCCAGGUGCUCCAGCACCUGAACGGCCAUCAUGCCAACGGGAGCAGCAACGGUGGAGGUGGGGGGAAGCGGCGCAGGGUCAGCAAGUCACCCGCCACAGCUCCCAUCAGCAAUGGGACCAGCAAGAAGUCGAAGACCAAACACGCUAAUGCCGGGAGCUCCGGGAAGUCCCUGGCAUCCUACAACCACAACAACAACAAUAACAACAUCACCAACGGGCAGUACAGUAACAGCAACAGUAGCAGCAAGAAGGCCACCUACAGGGUCACCGCCUCGCCGGAGACACCACGCUCCCCGUCACCCCAACAGACCGGGGAUGUGGUUUGCAUUUCGGAUGCGGAGAGCAACGAAGAGCGGGAGGAUUACUAUGACCAGGACACGGAGGAGGAUGAAGAACCGCCGGAGGUGAGGGAGCCACCCGCCGCCAGUCGACCGACCAAUGCCAGUAACAGCAAUGCAGCAGCUGCCGCAGCGGCGGCGGCGGCCGCAGAAGCAGCAGCAUCGGCCCCGGCCACGCCCACCUAUGCGGUGCCCACCAGCAAUAGUACGCCCCUGGACCUGGACAACGAGUCGCAUCAAAAGGACCUGGAGGUGGUCACCGAUUUGCGAUCCUAUGUCAAAUUGUACAGUGAUGAGGCCGUUAGUCUCAAUGACUUUAAAAUAAUUCGAGUUCUGGGCACAGGAGCCUAUGGAAGAGUGUUUCUGGUUCGGAAGCUGACUCGCCACGAUGCCGGAAAGUUGUAUGCCAUGAAGGUUCUUAACAAGAUUACCGUAGUCCAGAAGCGUAAAACCGCAGAGCAUACUAAAACGGAGCGAGUGGUACUGGAGGCCGUCCAGCGCAGUCCCUUCCUCGUAAGUCUUCACUACGCCUUCCAGUCCUCGACUAAGCUAUACCUGGUACUAGAUUUCGCCAAGGGCGGGGAACUGUUCACACAUCUUUAUCACUCCGAGCACUUCGAGGAAUCGCGGGUGAAGAUCUACAUAGCCGAGGUAGUGCUGGCCCUCGAACAGCUGCACCAACUGGGCAUUAUCUACAGAGACAUCAAGCUGGAGAACAUCCUUCUGGAUGGCGAUGGACACAUCGUACUCUCCGACUUUGGACUCUCGAAGAUCCUCACCGCCGAGAACGAGUACAGGGCGCACAGCUUCUGUGGAACGCUGGAGUACAUGGCGCCGGAAAUCAUCCGAACGGGACCGCCCGGUCACGAUAGUGCCGUGGACUGGUGGUCGGUGGGGGUGCUUACUUUUGAGCUGCUCACUGGCGCCUCGCCGUUCGCCACGUCGGACGGACAGAGCCAGCAGUCAGAGAUCUCGCGGCGCAUCCAAAAGGAGCAACCACUGAUCCCAUCGUCGUUCAGCGCGCACGCUCGCGACUUUGUCCUGAAGAUGCUGGAGAAAAAUCCAAAGCGACGCCUGGGUGGUAACCAUCGAGAUGCCAGCGAGAUAAAGGAGCACCCCUUCUUCCAGGGCAUAAACUGGCAGGAGUUGCGGGCCAAGCGUCGGAAGGCUCCCUACAAACCGCCCCUGACCUCCGAGGACGAUGUGCAGAAUUUCAGCAGUGAGUUCACCGACAUGGUGCCCGAGGAUCCCGAGUGCGAGGCUCCGCCCAGUCGGAUUCGCCUUUUCCGGGGCUACACCUACGUGGCCCCGGAGCAUCUGGAGCAGAUGCGCCGCGACAACCAUUGCCACAUCGAAUACUGCAAUGCAGGGCUGCAGAACAUCCCCUCACGACCGGAUGAUCUCGAAUUGGGCACCCGCACCGUCAGCGGAGCCUAUGGCACCUGCCACUUUGUGAGCGACAGCUCCACCGAAAUGGUCUUCAUGGCCAAGGUGGUGCCGCUGUCCAAGUUCCGCGCCUCGGAGGUGGACGCGCUGAUAUCGUGCGCCCUGGACAGGAACGGGCACAAGAACAUCGUCAGCUAUCAUGGCGCUUUUCGGGAUAAGUGCGAGACGUGGAUAAUCACUGAGUACCUGUGCGGUGAGGAGCUCACCGGACCCAUACAGCGUGGUCGUCUGGACGAGGAGGCCUGCCGCGAGAUCUUCUUGCAGCUGGUCAUGGCUGUUCAGCAUGUCCACUCGAAGCGUUUCAUCCACGGCGACCUGAAGCCGGAGAACGUGAUGUUCGAGAGUCGGGAGGAUAGAAGCGUUAAGCUAGUGGACUUUGGCAAUGCCUGCUAUAGCAGCAGCUUCCAGACCUGGAAGGACAAACCCCGAUACACGCUGGACUACGCACCGCCAGAGCUCCUAACCGAUCCCAACAUGGUCACGUAUUCGCCAGCUGUGGAUACCUACGGGCUGGGAGCCACGUUGUACACCAUGCUGGUGGGGCAUCCACCUUACCGGCAGAGUAUGACCGAUACAGACCACAGCGCCGCGGCGCACCACAAGCUGCGCAAACGCAUCCAACGGGAUUCUUUCAAUCAGCGCUCCAAGCGAUGGCAAAAUGCCUCCGAUGAGUACCGCCGCCUGGUGGGAUGGUGCCUGCAGCGCAAUCCCUCGGAUCGGCCCAGCUUGGAGCAGAUUCUGGAGGAUCCGUGGCUGCAGUACGGCUGCAAUGAUCCGGAUGUGGACAUAAUAGUGCCUGUCGAAGAGCAGGUGGUGGUGGACCUCAGCGAGGACACCAUGGAGCAGCCGAGCAUAGGUACGUUAGCCGGUAAACCGGAUUCGGAGGGAAUUGAGCAGGAAGUGCCGGAAUCCUCGCUGGUCCACUCGGCGGAGGAUGAAGGCAUCAACCUGCCUAGCGAACCGGUGGUGGAGCUCCGGACCAAUGUGAACACAGUAAUUGCGCCAUCCGACGACGAGGACCUGGUGGUUCACGAACGCUUCGAUCCCGACUUCGAGGGCCUGACCGACUUCCACGGCUUCGAUGAGAAUGCGCCGCCCCUGCGAAGGCCCACGGACUAUGACGAGUUGCCCCUGCCGAUGGAUGAUCUGGAGCAGAUGCCGCCGCCACCACCUCCACCCGCUGACACAGUGCUGAUCCUGGAGGAGGCCGCCGGCCCGACGAGACCCAGAACGCGGCAGCAGCGGCGGACCGAGAGCCAGCUGCUCACGAUCAGUGGGUCGACGGUGGCGGAGGAAGACAGCAAGGCUGGCAUGUACCUGCUUAUGCAGCAGCUUCCGCCUCCGGCCGAGGUCGUCGCCGUGCAGCCGCGACUCCCCGCCAGAAUGACGCGCACCGCACCCCGCAGUCUGCCCAUUGCCUCGCGACCCUCCCUGCGGGAUGAAGACGACCUGUAUGGAUUCGGUAACCUGAAGGUCUCGUGGCGGAAGUCUCGGGCCAGUUGGAGGCACUUCUGCGCCCUCAUCUACGGAGUGCAGCAGGUCCUGAAGCACCGGUUCAAAAAGCAGCGACGCGUCUACUGCGCCCCCAGCAUCAAGGUGGAGAAGAUCGACGAGGCCUACGAGAAACCGCUGAUCUUUCCGCGGCCCAAGCCGGCCAGGCCGAAGCGCGCGAAGCCACCGCCCAAGGUGCCACGUCCGCCGACGCGCGUCCAGCCCGAGAGGGCGAGGGCGCUGCGCCAGCGGUACGUCUUCGAAUGACAGGGAGCCAGAGAUGAUGAGGUAGUGGAGGUGGAGAUGGAGCUGGAGCUGGAGAUGGAGAUGGAGGUGGAGGUGAAGGAGGAGAUCAAGGAGGAGGAGCCGGACGAGGAGGAGGAGGAACUGCCAGCGGUGCUGCAGUGGACGACCGACUUCAGCUGACAGACUGUGACCCGAUCCGGCAACAGAUACGGGUACUACGGAUACGGAUACGGAUAUGGCAAUGGCACUGAGACAACAACAACAACGAGACACCGGCCAGAGAGUGUGGACACUCCACACACUAUUAUCCACACACUAUCGAAGGCAGACAACAACAAGAAAAACAAAAACAAAAACACACACAACUGAGAAAGAAUGAAGAGGAGACGAGGCGAGGGCCAGAAUGGAAGGAUCAUCCGCAUACCGCACCAAAGAUCCUCUCAAUAAUUAUUUACGAGUUUGUUAUGCAUUACAACCCACUAGACUUAGUUGAAGCAACUAGCUUGUCACAUUUCAAACUAACUUUAAACUUAAACCAGAAUCGCAAACUACAAAGUACGCAGCAACACACACACACACCUAUACACCAUUUGUUGUGCUAGUUAAUUAUUUGAAUAGCUUAAAUGUAAAAAAAAAAAACAAAUUAACAAAAAACAUAAAACUAAAAAAAAAAUGCAAAAACUAGGAAAUCAAUGGACAACAAAGAUCGAAAAAAAAUCACUAAUUAGAAGCCAGAAGGGAGACCCAUUACUCAGUCCACUUAUAUUUUUAGGUCGGAACUAUCACUACUCCCCCCCCUUAACUGAAAACCAACCCAGGAUAGAGAUAGCCACCCAUGUCCCAUUGCACUGGGAAUUGUAAAUUCCGACUGCAACUCCCGAUCCCUAAUCGAUUUCCAAACUAAUUUCAGUGCAAAAAAAAUUACACAAGUUGCCCAAAUUCAAGACAUCCAUUACGAUGAUACCGCGGAAACGAGGCAAGAGGCACCAUCGCAUCCAUCUGCUCCGGAGUGCCGAGCUGCGGAAGCUGAGGGAGUGCGAGUGCUGUCGCAGGCACGCCCACAAGCAGAUAAGCAGAUGAGGAACCGCUGAUAGUCCUAGUAGGAGUUGUUAUAAUGGCAAUCACAUUUUAAUUGUUUUGUUAAGUAUUUUCUUUGUUUAAUUCCCCUCCCGCGAGUUAGACCUAUUUUAUUUAUGGUUAAGCAAUAUGAAACAACCCCCCCAUGGAAGCCAAUAAAAAUCUAAAACAAUGGAUCAUACUAUUAUUAUUAUUUUUAUAUCAUUUUUUUAUAAAGUGUAUUAUGUUUUUUAGAAGACAGCCCCGCCCCUCUCCCCUCCGCCGAAGGAAAUCCCAAAAAUCAAACCACAUAUCUCUGUAAAUUUGCUAUAAAGUCGAUAAAAAAAAAUAAUAACUGGAUGUUAAUGUAUAAUUAUAUAAAAACUCGGUGUAAAUUUUAGUAUAAAACAAAUAACAUUUAUAUUAAAGUUGCCUUUUAACAAGUUGCCUUAGAAAACAGAUGGAUGGAAAAAAAAGGAGUAGCGAUACGAAAAGUUAAACUAAUCCGUACAUUUUAGAAGCUAAGGACCUGUUUGGCAAGAGUUUUUAUAUCGAAUUGACAUCAAGAUAAAGAUCGGCUAAAGCUAAUUAAUUCGUCAUAGGUUAAGAUCCGCAGUAGCCCCUCCCAGAACUAGACCAUAGACUCCACCACCCACAUAGAUAUGGGAGGUCAGGAGAAAGCAAUCAAAUCGUAUUGAAACCGAUUUUUACAGUUCGGCCAAAGUGUUAUACGGAUUAUAUGUAGUUACAGGAUAGAGGAGAGAUCCUUGGAGGAAGAAGAAUGUGGACAGGAGUGGAACAGGAGAGAAACAAGUUGCUAGCGAUUAAGUCACCAAAGUUUGUAAAUAAAACCAAUAUCAAAAUGCAGUUAAAAUAAAGCAUUUCCAAUUA
This is a messenger RNA of Drosophila ananassae, 5892 nucleotides long. Its product is annotated as chromosomal serine/threonine-protein kinase JIL-1. The transcript has 8 exons. Gene Ontology annotation, biological process: regulation of DNA-templated transcription; protein phosphorylation. Gene Ontology annotation, molecular function: ATP binding; protein serine/threonine kinase activity. The coding region runs from base 292 to 3966 and encodes 1224 amino acids. NCBI's taxonomy places the organism in Eukaryota, Metazoa, Arthropoda, Insecta, Diptera, Drosophilidae. The record is from RefSeq and is a predicted model, not a curated record.